This is a messenger RNA of Eremothecium cymbalariae DBVPG#7215, 360 nucleotides long. RefSeq names its product Pkr1p (gene PKR1). The record is from RefSeq and is a predicted model, not a curated record. The coding region runs from base 1 to 360 and encodes 119 amino acids. Gene Ontology annotation, cellular component: endoplasmic reticulum membrane. Lineage: Eukaryota; Fungi; Ascomycota; Saccharomycetes; Saccharomycetales; Saccharomycetaceae. The transcript has a single exon. Gene Ontology annotation, biological process: vacuolar proton-transporting V-type ATPase complex assembly.
AUGUCUAACUUCUUUGUUGAACUAUGGGAAGGCAUCUUCCAACCCGGCCCCACGCCGCAGCUAGUCAUCGCAACACACGUUUCUUUCACUUCACUUCUAUCAUUGCUGGCUUCCCUCCUCUACGUCACCCGCAAUAUACACGUCGCUGCACUCUCCCUCAUUGCAUUAUUCCUCUGGAUAACUGUCACAUGGUUUAUAAACGAGUUUCAGCACGCUGCCACCACCAAUAACGACAAAGACCACCGCCCCGCCACGGAGGACGGCACCAGUACCCAAAACUCACCCAUCCCGCCCUCUAUAUCCUACACUACAGCUAAUAGCACAACAACCUCGUCCAAUCCCAGGCCAAGGGCUCUUUGA